This is a messenger RNA of Phyllotreta striolata, 1469 nucleotides long. The record is from the annotation of a GenBank genome assembly. NCBI's taxonomy places the organism in Eukaryota, Metazoa, Arthropoda, Insecta, Coleoptera, Chrysomelidae.
GUCAAAACGAUUACAACGUAAAUUCAUUCUGAUAAUUUCAAAUAUGUAUUCGAUUGUAGUAAAAUCGACUCAAAAAUUAUCGCAAUUCAUCAAACCUGCCGCUUACCGGCCCAGCAGGGGUUUGGCGUCUAAAUUGAUAUUCUCCGAAUACGGAGAGCCCGUUAAAGUAGUGCAAAAAACGAGCGAAGACGAGAAUGUUCUGCAGCCGGACAAGAACGAAAUCCUCGUGAAAAUGCUGGCGGCUCCGGUGAAUCCAGUCGAUAUAAAUGUGAUCGAGGGAACGUACCCGGCGAGGCCAAGGCUACCGGCUGUUCCCGGCUAUGAAGGCGUUGGAAUCGUAGAAAAAGUCGGCCCCGAAGUCGUGGAAAUCCAAGAAGGAGAUCACGUUAUACCUAUCCACGGGUUCUUGGGGACAUGGAGAACACAUUUAGUCAUGGCAAGCGAUAAAGUUCGUAAGGUACCGCAAGAAUUAGGUCUGGCUGAAGCGGCCACCCUAACUAUCAAUCCUUGCACAGCCUACAGAAUGUUGAAGGAUUUUUCGAAUCUGAAUGCCGGAGAUUAUAUAAUUCAGAACGGGGCAAAUUCGUCAUGCGGUCAAAUAAUUAUUCAGCUUUGUAAACUUUGGGGUAUAAAUUCGAUAAAUAUCGUAAGGAACAGACCAGAUUUGCCUGAAGUUAAAAAUUAUUUGACUGAAUUAGGAGCCACCUAUGUUUUUAGCGAGGAGGAAUUGCUUCAAAAUGCUAUACAAAAAAAUGACAUUCAGAAACCCAUACUAGGAUUGAACUGCGUCGGGGGAAGAAUGGCUUUGGAGAUUGCCAAAUAUUUGGAAGAUGGAAGCGUUUUGAUAACAUAUGGCGGAAUGUCCAAGGAACCUGUCUACAUACCUACGUCAGCUUUAAUCUUCAAAGAUAUUGAAGUAAGAGGAUUUUGGAUGACCAGAUGGUUUAACGAAAACGACGAUUCUGUAGAAAAAGAAGAUAUGUUUGAAGAGUUAAUUACGAUGAUAGGCAAUAAGGAUCUUCAAGGUUCUCUUUAUGAGAUGGUAAAAUUUGAUGAUUACACUAAAGCAUUGGAGCACACAAUGAGCUCCAAAGGAAUGGAGGGAAAGAAGUUUAUCUUGGAUUUUACCUCCUAAGAAUGUUAAUUUUAACAUUUCUUUUUUGUAAUCUUGAAUAAUUUUGUAUUAAGUGAGUUUAACACAUUUAGCUUUCUCUUCAAUCAAAUGAAAUAAUUUGAGUAAUUUUUAAAGCACACUUAAAUACAUUUUCACUUGGGCAUAUUACUCUACUAAAUUUUUCUUACCUUCAGUAUAUGAUGUGUGCUUUAUUAUACUACUGAAUUAGCUUAUCUAAUAACCUCUUUGUCAAAUUUCUUGUGAAAUUCUAACGAACAAAAUUUUUGACAAACAAAAUGGUAAACUGUAUUCUAUACUAAUGUACAUUUUGUGAAUUUAUGCAAUAUAAACUAAC